GCUCAUGUGCUGCAUUGUCGCUGGCAUUGCCGCAGAGCUGGAAACCAAGCCAACGGAUGCCCAAGCAGCCGCCGAAGCUGUUCUUACCACAAAACUAACGCCCAGCGUCGAGGAGCCAAAGAGCAAAACCGAGAAACGUGAUUCCUCGGACCAAACAGCUUCGGGUUAUAUAAGCAAACCAGCCAAAGAAACGCCCUUCCGACCCAUUUACCCAUCCGCAGCAUAUUACGAGGCCGCAGAUAGUGGUGCCAUCUUUGGGCCCACCACGGUGCGUUAUACGGCAGCCGAUGCACCACCACAGAGCUACUACGAUAAACCGGAAAGCGGCAGCAUUCGAUAUGUGCCGCCAACCGCUGUGGAGCAGAAGCAUGCCUCUGCACUGGUUGGCCUGCCCGGGCCACUGCAAUUUUUACAGCAGCAACCACAGCAACUGCAGCAGCAACAGCAGCAGCAGCAUCUGCCCCCGCAUCGAUUCAGAUUCGCAGUGCCACCGCAAGUGGAGCUCUAUCAGCGACCGGCAGCCAAGUCGCCGGCAUCGAACUCCGUUUACAGCUACAUGGAGUCGGAGCCGAGCCUUUAUGAACGCGCCGGUCCGCAGCAAUAUCAAUUAGCAGCAACAGCAGCUGCACCGCAGCAGCAGAUGCCGCUGCCCGGGCAGCGUGUUCAAUAUAUUAUAGCCAUACCGCUUUCGUAUAUGCGGCAGCUGCAGCAGCAACUGGGCGCCGGGCUGCUGCCUGCGCCGCCCAGCACCGCCGCCAGCAGCACCAGCAGCAGCACAACGACAGCAGUGCCAGCAACAGCAGCCGCCGCAGCUAGUCAUCCCCUUAUGCAGGUAUUCGGUCCGCUGGCUCGCGAUCAUCAGGGCAUGUACAGGCCGUACUAUCAGUCGGACUUGGUCGGCGCGCCGUCAGCUGUGCCCACUCCAGUGGCCACCUAUGGCCAGCACUAUCUGCAGAUUCCCGCCAAUGUGUUGCUCGCUGCCGCACAGCAACUGCAGCAGCAACAGCAACACCAGCAACAUCAGCAACAUCAGCAACAUCAUCAACAUGAGCAACAUCAGCAACAGCAUCAAACUGUCUAUCCUAAGGCUGCUCCAACGCCCGCUUCUGUCUAUCAGCCGAUCAUUUAUCAGACGCAGCCAAAGCUGCAGCCGCAGCCGCAGCUACAUCUGCAGCGCGUUUAUCAGCAGACCCCAACGAUCUAUGCUGAGCAGCCAUCGGGUCAGCAAACCACUUUAUAUGCAUAUCCGCUACACCAGCAGCAACAGCAACAGCAGCAGCAGCAGCAACAUCAGGCGCGACUAUUGCGGCUGGGACUCAAGCAGGCAGAGCAGCAGCAUAAAUAUGCGACCGUGCCGACAGCAGGAGCUCCUUCCGCUUCGGCACCAGCAACAACAGCAGCAACAUCAACAUUGGUGUUGCCCACGGCAGCGACACACGAACAGCAGCAGCAGCAGCAGCAACAGCACCAGCAACAUCAGGCAUUGCCGCUCGUCCACUACAAUCCAAUUUAUGUGCAGGCACCAGCCGAACAGCAACAUCAUCAGCAGCAACAUCAAUUUGCAAUAUUGCCACGUUUUAGCAAUAAUAACCCAAAGGCCGCUUACAAUCUAGCACAUGAAUCAACGCCACCAAUUCAUGUUGUCAGACUGACAGCAGCGAACGCAUUGGGACAACAGCAGCCACAGCCGAUACACCAUUACCAUACCUACCAGCCGGCGUUGCAACACCAACACCAACAGCAACAGCAAUUCUAUCAGAGCCAUCCUGGGCCGCUGUCCAGCUAUGCUGAGGAGCAACAGCACUCACAGAGUCCAGCCGUAAUACCAUAUUUCAGCCAUCCGGGCGCCGUACACUAUGGCACGCACUUGUAUCAUCCGGCAUCAGCAGCAACAGCAGCAGCAGUGAGCACUAAACAGCAGCAACAGCAGCAGCAGCGACUGGCGUCUGCAACAACCGCAACAAGUGGAAGGCUGGCAGGUGACAAAAGCCCGGGCGGUCUGGGGGUCAAGCAGGCAACAGCCGCCGCGAAUAUUGUCAAAUAUCCCUAAGCGCUGAUGCAGACGACAUCAAAGGCGGCAACAGCAGCAGCAGCAACAGCA
Messenger RNA from Drosophila montana, 2101 nucleotides. Its product is annotated as methylcytosine dioxygenase TET. The record is from RefSeq and is a predicted model, not a curated record. Lineage: Eukaryota; Metazoa; Arthropoda; Insecta; Diptera; Drosophilidae. The transcript has 4 exons. The coding region runs from base 5 to 2050 and encodes 681 amino acids.